Messenger RNA from Ustilago hordei, 1773 nucleotides. RefSeq lists its product as uncharacterized. Gene Ontology annotation, molecular function: nucleic acid binding. The record is from RefSeq and is a predicted model, not a curated record. The transcript has 7 exons. Bases 1 to 1773 code for a protein of 590 amino acids. Gene Ontology annotation, biological process: DNA integration. NCBI's taxonomy places the organism in Eukaryota, Fungi, Basidiomycota, Ustilaginomycetes, Ustilaginales, Ustilaginaceae.
AUGAUCUGCGAGGAUCAAACUGCAAACAAGAUAUGGAAGUACCUUGAGUGGAGGUACUCAAAGGUUGGAAGUGUAAACAAAGUCAUCUCAAACAUUGAACACAUUGCCAACAAAAGAGCCCAGAUGGGCCACCCAGUCAACUCUGGUAUGAAGCUUGGCUGCCUGCUCUGUGGUGUGCAACCACACCUUCACCUGUACACUGCAGCAUGCAAAGCUCAGUGGGAGUCCAUUGCUCUCAGUAAAGCAAGCAAUCCCACUGAAGCAUCCAGUGCAGAGCUCAAACUCAAGCUCAAACACCUGUUCAACACUGCAGCCAUGGGUUUGCAUAACUACAAAGAAUCAGCACAUCUCAAGGAACAAGAGGUCAACAAUGUGACACUAGUCACUCAGUUCACAAACAACAAUCAAAGUGGCUACCAACACCACCAACAACCUACCCAGGCCCAGAACCAGCAAAACCCAACCAGAAACCAAGUAACCUGCUGGAAUUGUGAUGGAACAGCUGGUGGGAAGCCUGACAAUGGCUGGAUCUGGGACACUGGUGCCGACGUCCACAUCUGCAAGGACGAAUUGAUUAUGACAGAUCUACAGCACAUCAAUGGUUGCAUCCAACAGGCACAAGGCCAUUCAACCCUGAGUAUCAACACCAAUGUCGGCAUCAAGCACAUCGUGUUGUCAAGGGUUGUGCUUAUAUGCAAUGGCAACUUCAACCUGUUCUCCCCAAGAGCAGCUGCCAAGACAUGUGGAGGAGAUGUCAAACGUGACAAGCAGGGCAGAGAUUGUAUUGUGAUUGAAAAGGAUCGACAGCAAAGGCAGCUUGAUUGUGCUACCAUACACAACGGAAGAGUGUACCUUGACAUAGUCUCUAAAGAUGCCUCAAGCAACAAUGCAGCACCAAAGGAAAGCAUUGCAAAGGCCAAGAAGGAGACUUGGGUCCUGCAAGCCAAGUCAGACACCAAUGCCGUCGUGCUCUGUUUGGAUCACAUCCAGAAGUCACUCAAGGCAGCCGGUAUUGAUAUCCAAGGCAUGCCAAAGGACUUCUGCUGUGAGGCAUGCAACACAACAAAGUUCACCCAUCCACCAUUUGGCCAAGGAAGGAAUGAAACAAAGGCAAAGUUAGAUGUAGUCAUCAGCAACCUACAAGGACCAAUGCAAGUCCUGAGCAUUGGAGGAGCAAGGUACAUGCUUACCAUAACUGAUAUACACACCUGUUUUGGUUGGGUCAGAACACUUGCAUCAAAGGACACCACCAAGGCUGCAGUCAAGAAGUGGUUGGAGAAAAUGAAGCAAGAAGCAGGUUCAUACCCAAAGGUCUUCCAGAGUGACAAUGGCAGAGAGUAUAUGUUGAACACCUUCAAGACCAUGCUAUGCCAAUGUGGCAUCAUCCAACAGUGGACCACUCCUUACACACCCCAGCAGAUUGGCAUUGCCAAAUGCUCUAACCACAUGAUCAUGAACAUACACCACUAUGGGCCAAAGCCAUUCACCACACAAACUGGAUCUGAAAUUGGACUUACUCCAAGGUCAUCAGAGAAGUCCCCUACACACUAUGGUUUGGACAAAAAUUGCAUUGAUGCCAGUGAUCACUCAAAGGUCUACAUCUCCAGGGAUGUCAGAUUCAAUACCGAGGUACUCUCUGAUGCAAUCAUGGACAUCAACACCAACUGCACCAGCCAAAACAUUGAGAACAACAGUCCGAUCUGGGACCUUGACGACAAUUUAGCAAUCAACAAUGUGCUAUGCGACCCAGCACCACACAACGCUCACACCUAA